Messenger RNA from Aspergillus aculeatus ATCC 16872, 778 nucleotides. Its product is annotated as PPP1R11/YPI1 family protein. Gene Ontology annotation, cellular component: nucleus. Gene Ontology annotation, molecular function: protein serine/threonine phosphatase inhibitor activity; protein phosphatase 1 binding. The record is from RefSeq and is a predicted model, not a curated record. The transcript is spliced from 2 exons. Lineage: Eukaryota; Fungi; Ascomycota; Eurotiomycetes; Eurotiales; Aspergillaceae. The coding region runs from base 263 to 778 and encodes 171 amino acids.
GUGGUUAAGAGCGGUUAAGAAGGUGGCUGACUCGCUUAUAUGGCCGGUUCGCUUACCAAAUACAUUAACUAACUGACCACAUACGUAGUUAAUUUGCACCCAGGGCGGCGAGAGCGGCCUCUUCCCGAGGACGAAAGGAUUGUGUUGAAUUGAUAAAUGAUUGUAGCCCGCUGUGCUUAACUAGUUUUUCAGGAUACCUCAACUGUGAUGACACUCUUACCCAUCACCGUUACCUAUUACCGAGAGUUCCCGACUUGCCAGGAUGUCUCAAGUUCAUCAAACAGCUCCAACGUCAGCCAGUGGCUCCAGAACUGAGUCAUUAGCGGAGUCCAAUGAGGGCCCUUCAACAACCCGUAUAUCAGCAACUCUGAGAUUACGUGCAGAAAGUGCUGAAGACCGUUCCAUCUCUAAUGAGCACGCUGAAAUUCAGAACCCAGCUCGGCAUAUACAGUGGAGAGAUGACGUUAUCGACAACGAAGGAAUGGGAAAGAAAAGCUCCAAAGUCUGCUGCAUAUAUCAUAAAGCUCGACCUGUCGGUGAGAGUAGCUCAGAAUCAGAAUCGUCUGAUUCCAGUGAGUCCGAUUCCGAUUCCGAUUACGGCGAUGAUGGUCAGACACACCGUAACGGCGGGCGGCGGUCUCGUCAUCACAUGAGUUGUGACCACAACAGCCCUGGACAUACAUCAUCAGAACGGCCAUCCGAUACCGGAAAGACAAGACGAAGAAAACCUAGCCCCAAUGCCUACGAGAAGAUGCCUAAGACAACAAGGGGUCGCUGA